Messenger RNA from Clarias gariepinus (North African catfish), 1631 nucleotides. RefSeq names its product beta-1,3-galactosyltransferase 5-like. Gene Ontology annotation, cellular component: membrane. The transcript is spliced from 2 exons. Gene Ontology annotation, molecular function: N-acetyl-beta-D-glucosaminide beta-(1,3)-galactosyltransferase activity. NCBI's taxonomy places the organism in Eukaryota, Metazoa, Chordata, Actinopteri, Siluriformes, Clariidae. Bases 114 to 1283 code for a protein of 389 amino acids. The record is from RefSeq and is a predicted model, not a curated record.
AGUGUUUCUAUCUCAGUUCCACCUCUCUCCCUCUCCCUCUCUCUCUAUCUUUCUCUCUCUCUCUCUCUCUCUCUCACAAACACACACAGUCACACACACCUGUAUCUCAGACAAUGGCCUACUUCAUCAAGGAGAAGUAUAAAAUCUGCUUUAUCUUCUUGCUCUUCGUAGUCUUCCUUGGGCUGGCUACUAUGCAUGUGGCCAACAUCUCGAUCCAGCCUUCUAAAAUGUGGCUCACAGGUGUUGCUCAACAUUUUCACUCUUACUUGCCAACUCACAUCCAAGGAGUAAGCAAUCACUCGCUGAUAAAGAAGCUUCUCUCUCUACAAAACAAACCAACAGAUGGGGAACAGUUAAUUAUUUCCACACUUGCACCCAUGACCACUACGAGCAGACUUAAUGCCACAGAGACAACCAAUCAGUAUUUAACAACGGGAAACAUUUUAAUGAUGCAUUACCAUGAAGCAUAUCCACGCAACUACCAGUUCAUCAUGAAUGAGCCGGAUAUAUGUAAGCAACAAGAGCCAUUUUUGGUCCUCAUGGUACCGGUGGCUCCUCAACAACUGGAGGCUCGCAAUGCCAUCCGAAGUACGUGGGGCAAUGAAAGUGUUGUUCAAGGAAAAAACAUUACUGUUUUGUUCGUAGUGGGAUUAACUGGAAGGGAGGAUGAGGCGAAACAGCAAGAGCAGUUAAUUCUGGAAAGCCAGCAGUACCACGACCUGAUCCAGAGUAACUUCAUAGACACAUACAGAAACCUCACCAUAAAGACCAUGGUGAUCAUGGACUGGCUGGCCAAACACUGUCCUCAAGCAUCCUAUGCCAUGAAGAUAGACUCUGACAUGUUCUUAAAUGUAGAGAAUCUCAUAAGCUUGCUAAUAGCACAGGACACACCCAAAGUAAACUACAUGACGGGGAUGGUUAUGUGGGACCGGCCCGUCAUUCGGGACCAAUAUUCCAAAUGGUAUGUACCGAAGGAAUCAUUCCCAGAGGACACCUAUCCUACAUACCUGCUGGGGAUGGGUUAUGUUUUUUCCAAUGAUCUUCCAGAAAAACUAGUCAAUGCCUCGAAAGAUGUACCAGCAUUUAAUAUCGAGGAUGCAUAUAUUGGUGCAUGUUUGAAAAGACUGGGCCUCUCACCUUCAACCGCUCCUGACCCGUCUAAAUUCAAGGCUUAUUAUAGUGGUGCGUACAAUCACAACGAGUUCUCCAGGGUCAUCACGACAAUCCUUAGUUCACCAAACCAGCUGGUAACAUUCUGGCAGCAACUAAAGAUGUCCACAUGAUCAAGAUCAAGAUGCCUUUUUUAAUAUUACUUUUUACAUUUUGCACUAAGGCAACACUGCUUAUAAAGACUUUCUCAGGACUAUUAAAUGUUUACAUAAAAUUCAUGUCUGUACAGGUUUCCUCCAUGUCCUCUAGGCUACUCUAAAUUGUCCAUAGAUGUAAAUGAACAGUUGUAUGAUGUGGAUGCGGUGGACUCCUCUUCCUAUUCAAUGUAUUCCUGUCUCCCUGCCAGUGUUGUUAGGCUCAACAUUUACCAAUCGUUAUGCCCUUAUCUCAUCCUCUAUACUGCUUGACCUGUGACAAGGUCGUGGGGGCCUGGAGUCUAUCUCAGGAGAUUUUGGGCUCAA